UAUAUACAACUGGCAAAUUGUGCAGAACAGUUAAAGUUAAAGUUUCUCGAGUCUUGGCCGGUGGCUGUGUUCUUGAAUUCGCACCAAUUUUUUUACUUUCAAAUCAUCAGAAUGUCUGGAAGAGAAGGAGGUAAAAAGAAGCCCUUGAAGGCACCCAAAAAAGAUAACAAAGAAUUGGACGACGAUGAUAAGGCCUUCAAGCAGAAGCAAAAGGAGCAACAGAAAGCUCUGGCUGAAGCUGCAAAAAAAGCAGGACAGAAAGGACCACUUGUGACAGGUGGAAUCAAAAAAUCUGGAAAAAAAUGAUCCAUUCUACUUUGGACUGCACCCAUACACAUCUAAUUCUUGUCCUUUGUAAAAUAACUUCAAUUUUUAAUUCUCACCAAAUUUUAUUGUGCACAUACAAGGUUAAAUUUGGUGUACUUUGAAUAUAUUUUAAUAUGUUUAGUAACUUUCUUGUAAAUCAUGAACAUCUUGUUGAUUCAAAAGUCUGACCUUUAUCAAAGUUUUUUUGUACAUAAACGAAUAAAGUUACUUUUAAAACGAC
Molecule: messenger RNA, 547 nt
Organism: Trichogramma pretiosum
Lineage: Eukaryota; Metazoa; Arthropoda; Insecta; Hymenoptera; Trichogrammatidae
Product: translation machinery-associated protein 7 homolog
Exons: 2
Coding region: 112-306 (64 amino acids)
Source: RefSeq, a predicted model, not a curated record